AUGAUCACAUGUAUUCAAUGUGAAAAUAACAACAUGGGUGAUGAAGGUUCUAUUCAAAAUUUAGGAGCUGAGUGGAAUGAAUUUUUAAUGAAAUUUCAUGCACAAAACGAAAAAGUCAAACAAAGUUUACGUAAAGUUGAUCUUUUUCCUGGAAAAGAUCUCGUAUGUUUUGUUCUGUACAAUGUAUUUGCACCAGAAGAAUGCCAAUUUCUUAUCGAUUCAAUAGAAAAUAUUGGUUUUAACAAACUUCUAUAUGGAGAAAAUUAUCGAACAAAUACAAGAACUCAGAUAAAGCAAACUGAUCUUGCAAAUGAAUUUUUUCUACGUGUUCAAGAUUUUCUACCAAAACAAUGGCCUGGCCACAAAAACACUUCACACUGGGAAUUAAUGAAUCUCAAUGAUCAUUUAAGAAUAUGCCGAUACGAACCAGGUCAAUUUUUUGCACCACAUUUCGAUGGAAUUUUUUAA
Messenger RNA from Rotaria socialis, 468 nucleotides. NCBI's taxonomy places the organism in Eukaryota, Metazoa, Rotifera, Eurotatoria, Philodinida, Philodinidae. The record is from the annotation of a GenBank genome assembly.